CAAAUAUCUAUAGCUAUCGAUAACAACGAAUAAACAUCGUUGUAGUAAAAAUAAAGUUAAUUAAGGAGAAGUUCCUAGUUUUAGAGAUUAUAAACUUUAAAACAGUUCUACAGCAUGACGAGCCUGAUACAAAGGAGUCUUCCCCUGGCCAAGACCAGUUCUCCAGCGCUACAAUUCCUUCGCUUUAGGGGUAAGAUCAACAUACAGCGGCCGAAAGCGCCGCACUACGAGCGAGCCCGGGUAGUGGCAGUCACCCAUCCGAAAUAUCCGGAGCUCCCAAAGGCUAAGAGCUGCUUCAAAACGCGUGCGGAGCGCACGCAACAGCAGCAGGAAAAUCCAUACAACGAAAUCAUCGCACGCGAGGUGCGCAAUUGGCUGGAUCACUCUCGGCUGGUGGCCUUCUUUCAUCUAAAUUCUAUAACAGCCGAUGACAUAUUCCGCGUGCGCGUUCAGCUGCACAAGCAGAACCUGCACCUCAAGUCCUACGGCAGCAAGAUCAUCGAACAGGCGGUAAAAAACACACGAUACGAGGCGAUUGUGCCCCUGUUCCACUCCAAUCAUUGCAUCGUCUUCUCACCGGAUCCGCAAAAGACUGCCGCACUGCUGCGAAUCGUACGCAGGGUGCCGCAAAUGGUUCUGCUGGGAGGCAUCGUGGAGGAGACCAUACUGAGUAGGAACCAGCUUGUCGACUACGCCCAGAUGCCCGGCCUGCAAGCGGCCCAGGCACAGCUUGUCCAGACUCUUAACCAAGCACCUGGCCACCUUAUUCAGCAACUGCAGGCGCAUCAGAACAGUUUUGUGCGCGUACUUGAUGUCCAUGCGAAAAACCAGGGUAAGGAGGACACGCCGGAGUCUACGUAGAAGUCCAAAUGAGUCAAGUUUGUUAAAUAACAAGAAAACAAAAAUUA
This is a messenger RNA of Drosophila teissieri, 908 nucleotides long. It is a transcript of the gene mRpL10, whose product is annotated as 39S ribosomal protein L10, mitochondrial. NCBI's taxonomy places the organism in Eukaryota, Metazoa, Arthropoda, Insecta, Diptera, Drosophilidae. Bases 115 to 861 code for a protein of 248 amino acids. The transcript has 2 exons. Gene Ontology annotation, molecular function: structural constituent of ribosome. Gene Ontology annotation, cellular component: mitochondrial large ribosomal subunit. The record is from RefSeq and is a predicted model, not a curated record. Gene Ontology annotation, biological process: translation.